AUGUCCGUGGGGACCACUCCCGGGGGAACGACACCCGCGGCGACGACCUCGGCGGGAACCACACCCGAUUCGGAGAGAGAUGCUGAAUUCCAGGAGCAUGAAAAGAUUCUGUCUCCAGAUUUUCUUUCAGUUGCUCAAAUCACUGAAAUGCUAGCAGAGGACGUAGAUGGAGUUCAACAAAAACUGAAAAAGUUUUUGAAUUUCAAAAACCUUCACACCUGUUUAAAGGAAGCCAUUCUACUGGAUUAUUAUGUAUCUGGAUUUUUGUGGGCUAGAGGAAUGGAAUUUUCUGUUAUUCAAUAUUCAAAAUUUAUGACUUUACUAGAUAUGUUACUUCAUAAUCUUAGAACACUGCAUAUGUCCUUGGAAGACAGCAUAAAAUGGCUUGGAGAAGUUAUGGCUGAAAUAGGACCAUCCCAUUCACAGAAAAAUGAGGAAUGGAAUGUCUUUAAUAUAAAACAAGCCAAUGCUGUCAUCGAUUACUUAAAAAUCAGCUUAUUUCAACACUACAAGCUAUAUGAGUUUCUAUUCUACUCUACCAGGGAAGAAAUUGUGAUAGGAACUGAGCAAGUGUUAGAGGUUGUCAAGGCUUCACGUGGUCUCUUUCCGGAUCCUCUAGAAGAAGGAAUCUCAUUUGAUAUUUAUUCAACAUUCAUAGAGCCACCUCCAACAUUGGAUACAGAAAUGAAGGGAUUGGAUCAAGAACAAGGCCCUGAGGAAUCCCAGUCAGAAGCCAACACUUCCGACGUGGAUCCUUUAGUGGGUUUCACCAUCAAAGAUAUAAAAGCAGUUCUGGAUCAAGUCACAGAUGAUAUUUUAAUUGGCAUUCAGACCGCGAUAAACGAAAAGCUGCAAAUACAGGAAGAGGCCUUUAAUGCACGAAUAGAAAAAUUGAAAAAGGCCUGA
This is a messenger RNA of Neomonachus schauinslandi (Hawaiian monk seal), 906 nucleotides long. RefSeq names its product ciliary associated calcium binding coiled-coil 1 (gene CABCOCO1). The transcript is spliced from 8 exons. The record is from RefSeq and is a predicted model, not a curated record. Bases 1 to 906 code for a protein of 301 amino acids. Lineage: Eukaryota; Metazoa; Chordata; Mammalia; Carnivora; Phocidae.